Molecule: messenger RNA, 4026 nt
Organism: Arabis nemorensis
Lineage: Eukaryota; Viridiplantae; Streptophyta; Magnoliopsida; Brassicales; Brassicaceae
Source: the annotation of a GenBank genome assembly
AUGUCCCAAGAAUCUGAUCAGGAACAAGAAAAAGAAGAAAUAAAGUCAGUGGAAGAAGAACAAUGGCGUUGGUCGGAAAUGCAAGGACUUGAGCUUCACUCCUCCGACAAAUCUCUUAACCCAGAAACAGAGCUCCGACAAAACUCGCCGGAAAAAAUGGAAAACGGCGGUGGUGCUCCUCCGUCUUCUCCUCCUACUCCGACAAUAGUAGUAGAUGAGCCUAAAAAAGCAGAGAUACCAGGAGUUGCUUUUAAAGAGCUUUUCAGAUUCGCAGAUGGAUUAGAUUAUGUCUUGAUGGGAAUUGGCUCUGUUGGUGCUUUUGUCCAUGGAUGCUCUUUACCUCUGUUUCUACGAUUCUUCGCCGAUCUCGUUAAUUCCUUUGGUUCUAAUUCCGACAACGUUGAUAAAAUGAUGCAAGAAGUUCUCAAGUAUGCACUUUACUUUCUUGUGGUUGGUGCUGCAAUCUGGGCUUCUUCCUGGGCAGAGAUUUCGUGUUGGAUGUGGAGUGGAGAGAGACAAACAACGAAGAUGAGGAUAAAAUAUUUAGAAGCUGCUUUAAAUCAAGACAUUCAAUUCUUCGACACAGAGGUUAGAACUUCCGAUGUUGUCUUUGCUAUUAACACCGACGCAGUUAUGGUUCAAGACGCCAUUAGCGAGAAAUUGGGUAAUUUCAUUCAUUACAUGGCGACUUUUGUUUCUGGAUUUAUUGUCGGUUUCACGGCGGUUUGGCAAUUAGCGUUGGUAACUCUCGCGGUGGUUCCGUUAAUAGCUGUGAUCGGAGGAAUCCACACCACUACUCUCUCUAAGCUCUCUAACAAGAGUCAAGACUCUCUUUCACAAGCUGGUAAUAUCGUCGAACAGACAGUUGUACAAAUCAGGGUAGUAAUGGCGUUUGUUGGAGAAUCAAGAGCUUUACAAGCUUAUUCAUCAGCUUUAAAGAUUGCUCAAAAACUUGGUUACAAAACUGGUUUAGCUAAAGGAAUGGGACUUGGUGCUACUUACUUCGUUGUCUUUUGUUGCUAUGCUCUCUUGCUCUGGUACGGUGGCUACCUCGUUCGACACCAUUUGACCAACGGUGGUCUCGCCAUUGCGACAAUGUUCGCUGUAAUGAUCGGUGGAUUGGCAUUGGGACAAUCAGCACCGAGCAUGGCUGCAUUUGCUAAAGCAAAGGUUGCUGCUGCAAAGAUCUUUAGAAUCAUUGAUCAUAAGCCGACCAUAGAGCGUAACAGUGAGUCCGGUGUGGAGCUAGACUCGGUCACGGGUCUAGUUGAGCUCAAGAAUGUGGACUUUUCGUACCCGUCAAGGCCUGAUGUUAAGAUCCUUAACAAUUUCUGUCUCUCUGUUCCUGCCGGCAAAACGAUAGCUCUGGUCGGGAGCAGCGGUUCGGGAAAAAGCACAGUCGUUUCACUAAUCGAGAGGUUUUACGACCCGAUCUCAGGACAAAUUUUACUCGAUGGGCACGACCUGAAGACGCUGAAACUGAAAUGGUUAAGGCAACAGAUAGGACUUGUGAGCCAAGAACCGGCACUAUUUGCCACUUCUAUCAAAGAAAAUAUACUAUUAGGCCGUCCGGACGCUGAUCAAGUCGAAAUAGAGGAGGCUGCUCGAGUCGCAAAUGCUCAUUCCUUUAUCAUCAAACUACCCGAUGGAUUCGACACACAGGUAGGGGAGAGAGGAUUGCAGCUCUCAGGUGGGCAGAAGCAGAGAAUAGCGAUAGCAAGAGCCAUGUUGAAGAACCCGGCGAUACUGCUAUUAGAUGAGGCGACAAGUGCAUUGGAUUCUGAAUCAGAGAAGCUUGUGCAAGAAGCUUUGGAUCGUUUCAUGAUUGGAAGGACGACUCUUAUCAUCGCUCAUCGUCUUUCUACCAUUCGAAAAGCUGACCUUGUUGCUGUGCUUCAGCAAGGAAGUGUCUCUGAGAUUGGAACGCAUGAUGAGCUUUUCGCCAAGGGGGAAAAUGGAAUCUACGCUAAGCUUAUCAGAAUGCAAGAGGCAGCUCAUGAAACCGCCAUGAACAAUGCGAGAAAAAGUAGUGCUAGACCGUCGAGUGCUAGAAACUCAGUUAGCUCGCCAAUAAUAGCCCGGAAUUCAUCAUAUGGAAGAUCACCGUAUUCACGGAGACUCUCUGAUUUCUCAACUUCUGAUUUCAGCCUCUCCAUUGAAGCUACUUCCUACCCGAACUAUCGACAUGAGAAGCUGGCCUUUAAGGAUCAAGCCAAUUCGUUCUGGCGACUAGCUAAAAUGAACUCUCCGGAGUGGAAAUAUGCUCUUCUUGGUUCAGUAGGCUCUGUCGUUUGUGGCUCCCUCAGCGCGUUCUUCGCAUAUGUCCUCAGCGCAGUCCUAAGCAUCUACUACAACCCUAACCACGAAUACAUGAUCAAACAGAUUGAUAAGUACUGUUAUCUCUUGAUCGGUCUCUCUUCUGCAGCACUUGUUUUCAACACGCUCCAGCAUUCUUUCUGGGACAUCGUAGGUGAGAAUCUGACUAAGAGGGUCCGUGAGAAGAUGCUCAGCGCGGUACUCAAGAAUGAGAUGGCUUGGUUUGAUCAAGAGGAGAAUGAAAGUGCAAGAAUCGCAGCACGGUUAGCUCUUGAUGCCAAUAAUGUUAGAUCCGCCAUAGGAGAUAGAAUCUCGGUUAUUGUGCAGAACACAGCACUGAUGCUCGUUGCUUGCACUGCCGGGUUUGUUCUACAGUGGAGACUAGCACUCGUCCUCGUUGCAGUCUUCCCCGUAGUUGUUGCCGCAACUGUCUUACAGAAAAUGUUCAUGACUGGAUUCUCGGGAGACCUGGAAGCAGCGCAUGCCAAAGGAACACAGCUUGCUGGUGAGGCCAUAGCCAAUGUCAGGACAAUCGCGGCCUUCAAUUCGGAGGCAAAGAUUGUGCGUCUCUACACUGCAAACCUCGAACCACCAUUGAAACGCUGCUUUUGGAAAGGCCAGAUCGCGGGAAGUGGCUAUGGUGUAGCUCAGUUCUGUCUUUAUGCAUCUUACGCUCUCGGGCUAUGGUACGCGUCGUGGCUUGUGAAACACGGCAUAUCUGACUUCUCUAAAACCAUAAGAGUCUUCAUGGUUCUGAUGGUCUCGGCCAAUGGUGCAGCAGAGACACUCACACUGGCUCCUGAUUUCAUCAAAGGUGGUCAAGCAAUGCGAUCCGUUUUUGAACUUCUUGACCGGAAAACCGAGAUUGAACCUGACGAUCCCGAUACCACCCCAGUCCCAGACCAGUUACGCGGCGAAGUGGAGCUCAAACACAUUGAUUUCUCUUACCCUUCACGACCCGACAUCCAGAUAUUCCGUGACCUUAGCCUCCGUGCUAGAGCUGGCAAGACUCUGGCUCUUGUGGGUCCAAGCGGGUGUGGAAAGAGCUCGGUUAUCUCACUUAUCCAGAGAUUCUACGAACCAUCCUCAGGCCGUGUCAUGAUUGACGGGAAAGACAUAAGGAAAUACAAUCUGAAAUCAAUAAGGAAACACAUAGCCAUAGUCCCUCAAGAACCAUGCUUGUUCGGAACCACCAUUUACGAGAACAUCGCAUACGGACACGAAUGUGCGACCGAAGCAGAGAUCAUACAAGCCGCGACUCUAGCCAGCGCUCACAAAUUCAUAUCCGCAUUGCCUGAUGGUUACAAGACGUAUGUCGGUGAAAGAGGCGUUCAGCUCUCGGGAGGACAGAAACAGAGGAUCGCAAUCGCGCGUGCCCUUGUGAGGAAAGCAGAGAUAAUGCUACUCGACGAGGCCACAAGCGCUCUUGACGCAGAGUCCGAGAGGUCGGUCCAAGAAGCAUUGGACCAGGCUUGCUCGGGUAGAACAUCGAUCGUAGUGGCUCAUAGGCUAUCUACAAUCAGAAACGCGCACGUGAUCGCGGUGAUCGAUGAUGGAAAAGUCGCGGAACAAGGAUCGCAUUCACAUCUUCUCAAGAACCAUCCUGAUGGAAUCUACGCGCGGAUGAUACAGUUGCAAAGAUUUACGAAUACUCAGGUGAUCGGUAUGACAUCAGGUUCGAGUUCUAGGGUUAAAGAAGAUGAUGCUUAG